CAGCUCGUGUCACUAGCUACGUACAUCGAUCGAUCUAUAGCCACACCAGCAUGAGGUCGUCGCCGGUAGUGCUGCCCCUGCUCGCCGCCGCGCUCCUCGUCGCGUCGUCGUCGGCGCAGGCCGCGUGGGUGCCCGUCCUGGACGUGAACGAGCUGGUGAUCAAGCAGGUGGCGCAGUUCGCGGUGCUGGUGUACGGCCUCGCCCACCACAGGGACCUGGCGUACGUGGGCGUGGUGCGUGGGCAGACGGAGCAGGCCGUCGGCGGCGGCACCAACUUCCGCCUCGUGGUGGUCGCCGCCAGGCCCGACGACGGCGGGAGCACCGCGCAGUACGACUGCCUGGUGUGGGGCGUGCCGGGGUCGCGCUCCGACACCUGGAAGCUCCGCAGGUUCAGGAAGAUCGUCCAGGGAUAGCUGCUGAAUGAAGGCGCUGCCAAUGCAAGCUAAUUGUCUACUCCCAAGCAUGUUUUUGAAAAGUGUAAUACGUUCCAUUUUGGCGUCAGUAAUAAGGUAGUAUUUCAAUGAUCAACUGUAAGUCGUGUCCUCCUCAUUUAGCAGGAGCCAUGUAUGGUUAUCUGAGUUUAAUUUUGUGUGUUGGUGUUACUCCAAGUAUGUAACUCAACAAUUAAGCAUUGUUCAAGCUCUAUAUACAUACA
This is a messenger RNA of Sorghum bicolor (sorghum), 655 nucleotides long. RefSeq names its product cysteine proteinase inhibitor 5. Lineage: Eukaryota; Viridiplantae; Streptophyta; Magnoliopsida; Poales; Poaceae. The coding region runs from base 51 to 413 and encodes 120 amino acids. Gene Ontology annotation, molecular function: cysteine-type endopeptidase inhibitor activity. The record is from RefSeq and is a predicted model, not a curated record. The transcript has a single exon.